This is a messenger RNA of Cuscuta campestris, 2003 nucleotides long. Lineage: Eukaryota; Viridiplantae; Streptophyta; Magnoliopsida; Solanales; Convolvulaceae. The record is from the annotation of a GenBank genome assembly.
CUAUCUACAAAAGAAAUUACAACUCAAUUGUAAUACAACAAAGCCAAAACACUAACACAAGGAAAUGCAAUCUAACCAAAAACCAAGAAUAGGAGGUUGUCUUAACACAAGACAAACAACUCCGUUACAUCAAAUAAAAACUGAGACAAGUGUACACCAGCAAUAAUAAGUGCACUGACAAGGCAAGGUUCAUUCCAUUCCACUUGCAAAAAAACCUGGGCGAGUUCAUAGCUUCCAGCAAUUAGACAUGAAGCAUCAGGCCCUAAUCACAGUGCAAGCAUAAGAUCAAUACACACAGCAACACAGCAUCACAGAUCCAUGUCCAUUCUGCUUGCAAAACCUGGGCGAGUUCACAGCUUCCAGCAAGGAAAAGCAUCAGGCCGUAAACUCAAUGCAAGCAUAAAACAAAGCACACAGCAUCACAGAUCCAAGUACAGCUAUCUAGGUAGUAGACUGAGAAGAGGGGCCAUUGAAGUAUCCAAGGCUGAGAUCUGUUUCACUCAAGUGAAGUAGGGUGAGAUCAGCAGGUACUCCAACUCUGGUUGAAGGCUCAAAGCACAGUAACAGCAGGACCAAAUCCAUCAGGAGUUUAUAAGCACCAAUGGACCAUUUGCACCAAAUAAUACCAAGUCAAAACCUAUCUCACACAAAUGAGCUAGGAUGGAGUACUCAGGCAUAAGGUGAUGGUGCUCUACCCUGAUGAGAGAAUUCACAAAACAAAGCCAGAGAGAUUAUCCAUGCCAUCCACACAGCAUCCAAGAUGAAUCCAAGCAGAAACCAUAAAGGUAGGGGGUGCACACCAGUUUGCAAAUACUCAACCAAAAGAGGGGUAUAAGUGAGUGCAUCCAGUCAGCUUCUUGAAAAAGUGGGAGUCCUUCUUCCCAGGACUCCAAGUCCAAAAGUCAUUGCCAUCAAGAUAAACAGAAUGAACCCAUUGCACCCACAGGGUUUCCUUGUUAGAGGCAAUAUUCCACAGGUUCUUGCUCAAAAGUGCCUGAUUCCAGAUUAUGGGCUGAUUCAAACCAAGCCCCCCUUCAUCCUUGGGCUUGCAGAUAUCCUCCCAAGCAACCUUACAGAACUUACUCCCCCAAAGGAAAGUUCUACAAAGGGAGGUUAUCCUAUCCAAGACAGAUUUAUGAAUAGGGAAAGCUUGGAACCAGAAGCCUUCAAUUCUUUGGAUAACAGAUCUGAUGAGUUCCAAUCUUCCUGCAGCAGACAGGGUUUUGGUAUUCCAUUUUCUAAUAUGUUCAUCCACCUUAUUCACAAGUGGGGCAAAGUCUCUUUCAGAAGCUCUCUGUGAGGUCAGAGGGAGUCACAGGUAUCUAACAGGCAGUUUACCCUGAGGGAAAGGCACCAAAGCAAGGAUAUCCUCUCUCCUGUCUUUGAUCUCUCCAGCCAGAAAGAUAUUGGAUUUGAGAGGGUUAAGUUUGGAGUGCUUAACCCGUUGGGUCCGACCCGACCCGACCUGACCCGAAAUUUUAACGGGUCCUCGGGUUCGGGUUAUUUCGGAUUCGGGUCACAAAAUUCAUGUUCAAAACCCACUAAUUUCGGGUCGGGUUUCAGGUAAAAAAUGGGUCGGGUCAUUUUUUGCCAGGUCUAUCUCUAACUUUACUGCAUUCAUAUAAGAGUACUAAUUUAAACUAAUUUUUGAGUCGCUACCACAGUUUGUCAUAUAGUUGUUCAUCUAUCGGGGUGGAAGUUAUAUUCUUUGGAUGUGAGCAUCCCAAGCGUCAUGUGAUAUGGAGUUUCUAUUGCUGAGUUAUUAUUUUCCUUCCACAUACGUUUGACCAGCCUAGCUUUUGAAGUGAAAUAGACUUCCCCAGUUUAGUCGGUAUUAGUUCCUUGCGUAUUCCUCAACACCCAAACUUUUGUAGGUUUUAUAAGGUUCCUGUUGCAAAAGUUAUUCCAUACACAAUGAAAGAAGAAAUGGAACUAGGAAGCUUGAUCCAUCCAUAGCCAGCAAAGGCCAUCCGAGGUAUGGACAAUGAAUAAGGUAGUGGCUU